Bipolaris sorokiniana ND90Pr is the source of this 1394-nucleotide messenger RNA. RefSeq lists its product as uncharacterized. The transcript is spliced from 2 exons. NCBI's taxonomy places the organism in Eukaryota, Fungi, Ascomycota, Dothideomycetes, Pleosporales, Pleosporaceae. Bases 201 to 1394 code for a protein of 397 amino acids. The record is from RefSeq and is a predicted model, not a curated record.
CACGCCUCCACGCGUCGUCACCGUCAUGCAUGCCUUUGUGCCUCGAAUUUGCGUUUGAUAUAUAUCGACUUCUACUAACUGUGCUCACCUCAACGCCGCACUUCAAUCAGCGCUGCCCUUCAAAUUGACCCAUGUCGCAUCUCUGCCUUUUUACGCCUUCGUUCCGUUCCGCCCUCUAGAGACCCCCAGUACUUACCGAUAUGUAUUGGCUUCCGGCCGACAACGACGGGAAACUCUCCUACAAAGAAUUGCAGCUCGACAUUGUUGGCUUCCUAGCCAUUUUGGGAGAGGGUUCAGUCCUGGCCAACGCGCAAGUCUCAACACUUUCCAGAUGGAUCUUCUUGCCGCGCCUGCUCCCAGCACCUCAGGCUCUAAUGAGACCCACGAGACCAAGUAAUCUUGAACCAUUUCCAGGGCAUGUGACGGGCAUUGUCUCGGGCAACCACCGAGAUCACAUUAACCAUAUUGGCAACAUUGUCUGCGAUGCUAACAACCUCCCUGAAUUCAACGUCCGCGUCGUCCAAAUCAAACGCGUCAACGACCGGGAGCUCAAAUCAAAGACUUUCGGCCCGCUCACCGUCGUCCUCCUCAUUGGUUUCGCCCUCUCCGUCUUACUCCUAGCCUUGUCAAUAUGGCAAGACGACGGCAUGUCUAUAGUAGCUACGCUGGUGCUAUCAUCCCUCUCUAGUCUGAUUGGAUUGAGCAACAAAUGGCGAUUGAAACUCCCCUCACGCCCCGACAAAGACCGCAAGGUACCACGCGGAGAUCUUGUGAUACGAUAUUUGAAGGGUAGCUUCUUGGUGGUGCGAUGCGAGGAAGAUGUUGCCCGGGAACUUUACUUUGCACCCGAAGGCAUCCACUAUCUCAUCACCCACGCUCCCGUAUACAGACUACUGAGCUUGAUAGGCACCAUGAUGCUCAUGGGCGGCGUCAUCUGUCUCGCCAAUGCGCAAAUCCAAGUCCAGAUCGCAUGGGCAGGCUCUUAUAUGCUCCUCAACGCGUCGUACUGGAUCGUGGCUGCGUUACCUAGCAAGAUGCACUGGGACACAUCUUGCUACGAGGUGAUACCCGAAUGCCUUACCGGCUCCGACCUUAAAACAAAGGGCUUUCCGUCUAAAAGUGCAUCGUAUACAUGGGCUCUGUGGAAGGCGAUUUGCGUUACCAAAGACACGGAUUGGGUGCUGAGGAGUUCCGCUUGUCCUGAUACGAAAGCGUGGAAGGAGUGGUUGAGGGAAGCCAAAGCGUGCAGCAAAGAUGUCAGGCUGGUCGACGACGAAAGGAUAUCAAAAGGCGAAACCAUGUGGGAAGUGCCUGAUUGGGACCCUCAGGAAUCCCUGUCACGCUUGAUAGCGGAACAAGCAAACAGUGAGAACAAGAGGUUUGAGGAUGUCUGA